GGGCCACCGUACCGAGACACAUUGGAGCUGGAAUACAGUCACUUAGGACUCGAUUAUGUUUAGAUUUAUAUUUAUUUUAUCAAAUACAAGGUUAUUUAUUUUCCAGCGUGAGGUCUACAGUUAUAUUUAUUAAUGAUGUCACGUUAGCGUUUCGUCUUAUUAGGUAGCUAGAUAGCCACAUAUUUAUUAUUGCGCUGCCAACCCUUGUUCCUUUCCUGUGUCAAUGAUUCUCCUACCCUCACUCUUAUGGCGGAGACUAAAAUAAUAUAUCACAUUGACGAGGAGGAGACUCCUUAUCUAGUGAAAUUAUCCGUUUCUCCUGAGAAAGUCACUUUAGCGGAUUUUAAAAAUGUCCUCAACAAUCGUCCGGUCAAUAGCUACAAAUUCUUUUUCAAAUCCAUGGACCAGGAUUUUGGGGUUGUCAAAGAGGAGAUUUCCGACGACAACGCCAAGUUGCCCUGCUUCAACGGGAGAGUGGUGUCCUGGCUCGUCCUGGCAGAGAGUUCUCACUCUGAUGGGGGGUCCCAGUGUACAGAGAGCCACCCAGAGCUGCCACCCCCCCUGGAGAGGACAGGGGGCAUCGGUGACUCCCGCCCACCCUCCUUCCAUGCCAACGCGGUGAGCAGUCGGGACGGCCUGGACACAGAGACGGGCACAGAGUCCCUCCUGAGCCACCGUAGGGAGAGAGAGCGAGAACGUGCCCGGAGGAGAGCACGAGAGACUGAAAUCCCUCGAAUCAACGGCCACUCUAAGUCGGAGCGCACAGCAAGGGACUCCGCCAUGGGCUAUGACAGUGCCUCAGUAAUGAGCAGUGAGCUAGAGUCCAGCUCCUUCGUCGACAGUGAGGAAGAUGAGGACGCUAGCAGACUCAGCAGCUCCACAGAACAGAGCUCGUCCUCUCAGCUGAUGCGCAGACAUAAACGCCGCAGACGGAGGCACAAAGUGGCCAAAAUAGACAGGUCUUCGUCUUUCAGCAGCAUCACCGAUUCCACAAUGAGUCUAAACAUCAUCACUGUCACACUCAACAUGGAGAAGUAUAACUUCCUGGGUAUCAGUAUCGUGGGGCAGAGUAACGACCGGGGGGACGGGGGGAUCUACAUUGGCUCCAUCAUGAAGGGAGGAGCUGUGGCUGCAGACGGCAGGAUAGAACCUGGGGACAUGCUCCUACAGGUGAACGAUGUGAACUUUGAGAACAUGAGCAACGAUGACGCUGUGAGGAUCCUGAGAGAGAUUGUCUCCAAAACAGGUCCUAUUAGUCUUACUGUGGCCAAGUGUUGGGACCCGUCUCCGCGAAGCUACUUCACCAUCCCCCGGGCUGAACCAGUAAGGCCCAUCGACCCUGCUGCCUGGAUCUCCCACACAACUGCCCUGACCGGACCAUACCCACACUACGAAUUUGACGACUUGCCGCUAUCUGCGAGUAAGACGGACAUAUCAACCAUCGUCAAGGUGAUGCAGCUGCCUGACUCUGGUCUGGAGAUCCGGGACAGGAUGUGGUUGAAGAUCACCAUUGGCAACGCUGUCAUUGGUGCUGACGUGGUGGACUGGCUCUACUCGAGGGUGGAGGGCUUCAAGGACAGGAGGGAUGCCAGGAAGUAUGCCAGCAGUCUGCUGAAACAUGGUUACCUGAGACACACCGUCAACAAGAUCACCUUCUCAGAGCAGUGCUACUACACCUUCGGAGACCUCUGCCAAAACAUGGCGUCUCUCAACCUGAACGAGGGUUCCAGUGGUGGGGGCUCUGAGCAGGACACCCUGGCCCCCCUCCCCCCCCCUGCCACCAACCCGUGGCCCCUGGGGGGUCAGCCAUUCCCCUACCCCCCCUUCCCCUCCGCACCUGCAGGCUUCCCUCCGGGUUACUCAGACCCCUGCCACAGUUUCCACAGUGGGAGUGCUGGCAGCCACAACAGUGAGGGAAGCAGAAGCAGUGGAUCCAACCCCAGUGUGGGUAUUGGGACAGGGAAGGGCCCUAGCCGACGCUCCUCCCCACAAGAGAAGGGUCACAGAUCCACAUGCAGUGAAUCCGAGCCACCGGGCAUCCUAGGGGCGAGGCGCCCUGGUGAUAGGUCCGCCAGCCAGUUGAGUCAUCACAGCAGCCAUGCCCACUCCAGCAACAGCCACGCCCGCUCGGGUUUCAGCCAUGCCCACUCUCACAGGAGCCACUGUCAGUCACAGAACAGCCACACCCACAGCCACGCCUCCUUCACCUACAAACACGCCCCUUUCACCCAGCCUGGGCUUGGCUCAUGUGGCCACAGUGAGCGAAGCCACGCCUCCUCCUACGGCCCCCCUGGCCUGCCCCCCCCAUACUGCCUGGCCCGGUUGGCCCCUAAGACCUCCGUCAGCAGCAGCACCCCUCCCGGGGCCCCCCCGGUACGGGAGCUAGGAGCCGUCCCCCCUGAGCUCACGGCCAGCCGCCAGUCCUUUCAGCACGCUAUGGGCAAUCCCUGUGAGUUCUUUGUUGACAUCAUGUGACAGACAGGACAGUGCCUUUUAAAAACUCGCUGAGCACAAACAACUCCCCCGUCCAACUGCCUGACGCCUGUCCGUCCCGCCUCUCCUUUUCUUCUUUACCUCUCUGCUACUGACUAUCCCUGAGUUAAUUAAGAAUGUAGACGCUGGUCCCCUCCCUCCCUCUGAUGUCGGAGCAGGGGAAGACAGCAGACUAGAGCACAACAGAACAGAUGAGAGUCCUGCUAUUACACAAACACACAGAGCCUCGGUGUCUGAACUGGACGCCUGCCAGCUCCUUUGUAUUGACGUGAUGUGUACAGUUUGUAAAAUCGAUGUGAGUGGUGUUCAAUAUGGUGAUCCUUGUGAGCUGCCACACAGACAGUCCAGUCCUGAGAGCAUCUACUUACUCUAUGUGGAGUACAACUACCUGCUGUUUGUAGAACCUGACCAGGCCAACUGACUGGGUCUGGAUCUCAAUCCCCCAGACCCACCCAGAGCCCUUUACACAAACUUCCACUGUUUAGCCCAUAAUACCAAAACUCCUGCUCUAACCGACUGACCUGCUAUCUUAUCCCGUAUGCAGCUGGUCCCCCUACAUAAUAUGUCAUGGUCUCCCUGAAUACCGGAUAAGAGAGCAUAUCAGUAAUCUAACUAGUCAAAGCUAGCCUCAGCCCAUUUGACAGCCCUUGUAUUUGUCCAACUUCAUAAGGGAGACACUGUAGCCAGUUGUUAGUUUCAAUUGUGGGGGUAGUGCAUCUUGCCAAUGGUCUAAAGGGAGAAUCCAUACACUGGAGAAGUUUAGUGAUAUUUAUGUGAUCAUGAUGUUGCAUUGAUGGUCAGUGUCAUACCUCUCUCUAUGACACAUUUACAAUCACAUAUGGUUUCCCUCUCUGUGACUCAGUGGCCAGGUUACUCUCCUAGCUGUGCUUUCUCCAAUGUCUCAUUGAUAAUGCAGUCAAUUGACCCGUGA
Molecule: messenger RNA, 3424 nt
Organism: Oncorhynchus keta (chum salmon)
Lineage: Eukaryota; Metazoa; Chordata; Actinopteri; Salmoniformes; Salmonidae
Product: segment polarity protein dishevelled homolog DVL-1-like
Exons: 15
Coding region: 247-2475 (742 amino acids)
Biological process (GO): intracellular signal transduction; canonical Wnt signaling pathway
Cellular component (GO): cytosol
Molecular function (GO): frizzled binding
Source: RefSeq, a predicted model, not a curated record